Molecule: messenger RNA, 4464 nt
Organism: Oncorhynchus kisutch (coho salmon)
Lineage: Eukaryota; Metazoa; Chordata; Actinopteri; Salmoniformes; Salmonidae
Product: zinc finger-containing ubiquitin peptidase 1-like
Exons: 10
Coding region: 3002-4366 (454 amino acids)
Molecular function (GO): ubiquitin-like protein peptidase activity
Source: RefSeq, a predicted model, not a curated record
UGUCUGAAAUGUUUGUUUAUUCAACAUGUUGUUACAUCUUUACUACUGGUUUGUUGUACUGACUGACGUUAGUUGGUUAUGUCCCACUGACUGGCAUUAGUUGGUUUUGUCCCACUGACUGGCGUUAGUUGGUUUGUCCCACUGACCGGCGUUAGUUUGUUUUGUCCCACUGACUGGCGUUAGUUGGGUUUGUCCCACUGACUGGCGUUAGUUGGGUUUGUCCCACUGACUGACGUUAGUUGGGUUUGUCCCACUGACUGACGUUAGUUGGGUUUGUCCCACUGACUGACGUUAGUUGGGUUUGUCCCACUGACUGACGUUAGUUGGGUUUGUCCCACUGACGCCAGUACGGACUGUUGUUAGUUGGUUUGUCCCACUGACUGACGUUAGUUGGGUUUGUCCCACUGACUGACGUUAGUUGGGUUUGUCCCACUGACUGACGUUAGUUGGGUUUGUCCCACUGACUGACGUUAGUUGGGUUUGUCCCCUUGACUGACGUUAGUUGGGUUUGUCCCACUGACUGACGUUAGUUGGGUUUGUCCCACUGACUGACGUUAGUUGGGUUUGUCCCACUGACUGACGUUAUUUGGGUUUGUCCCACUGACUGACGUUAGUUGGGUUUGUCCCACUGACUGACGUUAGUUGGGUUUGUCCCACUGACUGACGUUAGUUGGGUUUGUCCCACUGACUGGCGUUAGUUGGUUUGUCCCACUGACUGGCGUUAGUUGGUUUGUCCCACUGACUGGCGUUAUUUGGUUUGUCCCACGGACUGGCGUUAGUUGGUUUGUCCCACAGACUGGCGUUAGUUGGUUUGUCCCACUGACUGGCGUUAAUUGGGUUUGUCCCACUGACUGGCGUUAGUUGGGUUUGUCCCACUGACUGGCGUUAGUUGGGUUUGUCCCACUGACUGGCGUUAGUUGGGUUUGUCCCACUGACUGGCGUUAGUUGGGUUUGUCCCACUGACUGGCGUUAGUUGGGUUUGUCCCACUGACUGACGUUAGUUGGGUUUGUCCCACUGACUGACGUUAGUUGGGUUUGUCCCACUGACUGGCGUUAGUUGGGUUUGUCCCACUGACUGGCGUUAGUUGGGUUUGUCCCACUGACUGGCGUUAGUUGGGUUUGUCCCACUGACUGACGUUAGUUGGGUUUGUCCCACUGACUGACGUUAGUUGGGUUUGUCCCACUGACUGACGUUAGUUGGGUUUGUCCCACUGACUGACGUUAGUUGGGUUUGUCCCACUGACUGACGUUAGUUGGGUUUGUCCCACUGACUGGCGUUAGUUGGGUUUGUCCCACUGACUGGCGUUAGUUGGGUUUGUCCCACUGACUGGCGUUAGUUGGGUUUGUCCCACUGACUGGCGUUAGUUGGGUUUGUCCCACUGACUGGCGUUAGUUGGGUUUGUCCCACUGACUGGCGUUAGUUGGGUUUGUCCCACUGACUGGCGUUAGUUGGGUUUGUCCCACUGACUGGCGUUAGUUGGGUUUGUCCCACUGACUGCCGUUAGUUGGGUUUGUCCCACUGACUGCCGUUAGUUGGGUUUGUCCCACUGACUGCCGUUAGUUGGGUUUGUCCCACUGACUGACGUUAGUUGGGUUUGUCCCACUGACUGACGUUAGUUGGGUUUGUCCCACUGACUGACGUUAGUUGGGUUUGUCCCACUGACUGACGUUAGUUGGGUUUGUCCCACUGACUGACGUUAGUUGGGUUUGUCCCACUGACUGACGUUAGUUGGGUUUGUCCCACUGACUGACGUUAGCUGGUUGUUUAUACUGACAGAUAUGAUUUGUCGUACGCACUGUUAGUUGGUUUGUCGUAUGGACUGUUGUUUGUUGGUUGUUUGUACCUACUGAUAUAAUUUGUCGUACUGACUAAUUAGUUUGUUUGUCGUACUGUGUGAUAUUACUUGUUUUUUUGUAUUUUGACUGAUAUGAUUUGGUUUGUCAUACGGACUAAUAGUUGGAUUGAUUGCCUAUUGAUGAACUGUCAAUGCAUUCCAUUAACAGUCCAUGCUGUCUGGCACUCGUGGGCUCUUCCUCACUUUAGUCGUCGAUCGCAUCAAUAUUUUGUAAACCUCAUCAGUUAGUUUUUUGUACUGACUAAUAUUAGGCCUAGUUGGUUUGUCGUACUGAAGUGGAAGAGAGAGGCCCAACUCAUCAGAAUCUGUCUCCCUCCAUCAGGUGUUGUUUUUUGUUGUUUCGCCCACAAAGCAAGAGAGUGUUGAAUUUAGCCAAGAAUAAAAUGAAUGGCUUAUUUGCUACAUGAGGUUUAUUUAUAAUAUAAGUUUUGUAAUGCUUAAGUUAUGAGUGUACUGAUAUAAGUAGGACACAUGACAUCAUUGUCACUUCACAAAAAACACUAUCUCGGAGAUGGCUAUGCAUAUUCAUUGGAUGAGGCUAGCAGCAUCUCUCUCCAUUGAAUACAGGCGUUUAACGUCACAAAAAAGGAUUACAAUAAUCCACCAAUCCAAAGCAAAGAUAGGCAGGAGCUAGUCAGUCUGCCUUGCCGCUUUGUGGACAACAACUCCCAUCGUUAGGGCGGGAAGACAUGUAUCUUGUCAGUAUAUCCAUAAUCUUUGGUUAUACUGACUGAUUGAUAUCUGUUGGUUUGAGUAGAGUAGUACUUUAUUGAUCCCAACUUGGGAAAUCGUUUUCACUCAGCAUCACUAACAAAUUACAAAGACAAUGAUAAAAAUGCAUAAUAAGACACAUAAGAAGGCACCUGCAUGUUAGUAGCCAUAAAAGAUGGAGACAAGUUUAAGAUAAAUACUGUUGUCUAUCCUACUGCUGGGAAACAAGCAAUAACAACAUUCCUAUUAAGAAGGCACCAUAAAUUAGUCAUUUGUUAAAAAGACUCAUUGCUGUGGGUAGAAAUGGCCUUUUGAACUGCUCUGUGGAGCUUCUGGGCAGGAUGAACCUGCUACCAAAGCUGCUCCUGUGUGGCAUCAAAGUGCUGUGUGGAGUGGGUUGAAUUAGUCUUGUCAUCAUCCUGUGUCUCAUUGUUAUGUACUAUGUGUCUGUUGUCGUAGAGAAGCGGUUUUCCUGUCCUAUGUGUGCUCUGGUCUGCACCGACGCCUUCAUCCUACAGGAACAUGUUGAAUUGCACUUGCUAGAAGAGAGCCCAGCUGAAGAGGCUGUCCUGGGGGCCACAUCAUCAACCGAGGCAGCAUCAUCCAGCAACAGCUCAGGUGGGAAGAGUUAUGAGUGUCCCCUGUGUUCUGUGGUGUGUGGAGACUGCUACUCCCUACAGGAACAUGUGGAGCUGCAUCUUGACUAUGGCACAGCCACUAGUGCAGUGAGCCCUGGCUCAGACCUGAGGCUGGCCAGGCGGCUGCAGGAGGAGGAGAAGCAGAGGAGGAAGGAGCAGGAGGCCAAGAGGGAGGCAGAGGAGUUCAAGAAGCUGCAGAGGCAGUUUGGUGUGAACGGGAGGGGGGGCUACCGCAAACAGAUGGAGAGGACCGUGGAGAAAGCCGUGUCUCGAGGUGUCAUGGUGCAUGCUCACUUCCACAACAAGAGAGAUGAGAUGAUGGAGGCUCUGGCCUCAGGGGUCGACGAUGGCAGGACCAGAACGCAGGGUGUGCUGGGUGCUCUGUAUGUUUACUACCAGAGGGAGGCCAGAGACUGUGUCCACGUGUGGCUGAGUGCUGACACAGACCACUACUACUCAUCAGAGGGGGAUAAGGGCUGGGGAUGUGGCUACAGGAACUUCCAGAUGCUCUUGUCUUCUCUGCAAAGAAUGGAGCCCUACACUACCUGUCUCUCAGAGGGGUCAGUACCCAGCAUCCCACAGGUGCAGGUGUUGAUAGAGGGGGCGUGGCGGGAGGGGUUAGACCCUCAGGGCGCCACCCACUUUAACCAGCGACUACAGGGCACACAGGCCUGGAUAGGAGCUACAGAGAUCUACGCUCUCUGCACCUCCCUCAGAGUCAGUGCCCGUGUUCUAGACUUCCACCAGCCCACGGGCCCAGGGGACACCCACCCCCGCCUCUUUGACUGGGUGAAGCAGUACUUCUCUCAGACUGCCACCAGUGGCGCCAGACUACCGCCCCGGGUGGUGCAGACCACACAGCCGCCCCUCUACCUCCAGCACCAAGGCCAUAGCCGCUCAAUAGUAGGAGUGGAACAGAAGAAGAAUGGCAGCCUGUGCCUGUUGCUCCUGGACCCUGGCUGUACACCAGGAGAUGUGAGGAAACUGCUGAGCCAAGAUGGCUCCACUGUUAGCACAGCUGUCUGCCGCAUGAGGAAGUUCCCUGGCAACCUAAAACAUAGGCAGUACCAGGUGGUGGCUGUAGAGGGCGUGCUCACCCCUGUGGAGAAACAGACCCGCAUUCUCAACUCAAGAACACUGCAAGCCGAGAGGAUCCCUUGAUGCUGGAAUGCAGUUUUGUAAAUGUAUAACUGCCAAAAACAGUUCAUGUUUAAUUUUCUUGGACAUUUUAUUAAGGUAAUAAAUGAUGUAUUUUAAUA